AUGGCUGAGUCACUCGACCUAGCCACAGCCGUGACGAUUGAAGGAGCAACACAACAGAUCCGACAAUUGGAAAAUCAAGUCUUGGAGCUGACAACGGCUAGGGAGACUGCGGAAACAAGCCUCUCGCUUUUCAGAAAUCAUACGAAGGAGCUGACAGAUCAACAAAAGGAGCUUGAGUCUAGAUUCAAAACUCAGGACUACCCAUUGUCAGAAUUCGAAGAGCAUUUGUCCAACAUACACCAAAACCUUAGGGCACUUGCACAUGCCUAUUUCGGAGAGCUGCCAUUUAAAGACUUUUGCCAAACUAUUCUUCGUGGCAAUUUCCAGAUAUUCCGUAUUAUGCCUCUGACUGCUUCUGCUGCAUCGAAGUACCUUCGAGUCCGGGCAGCAGAGACGGUCAUCGCAAGUGCUAUAUACCACUCUUAG
Molecule: messenger RNA, 426 nt
Organism: Penicillium brasilianum
Lineage: Eukaryota; Fungi; Ascomycota; Eurotiomycetes; Eurotiales; Aspergillaceae
Source: the annotation of a GenBank genome assembly